Molecule: messenger RNA, 6117 nt
Organism: Spodoptera litura
Lineage: Eukaryota; Metazoa; Arthropoda; Insecta; Lepidoptera; Noctuidae
Product: zinc finger MYM-type protein 3-like
Source: RefSeq, a predicted model, not a curated record
CAAAUAGGAAUCAAAAUAAAUUAAUAUAUUUAAUAACAUUUUUUGAACUAGAGAAAUAAAUGUUGGGUUUGAAUAACUCAUGAAGGUUAAUUUGACAGUUAAUGAACAUCCGCAACAAUUUGGCAGGGGCAAGUUGAUUCCAAAAUGGUGGCCGUUUGUUGUGCUUUAUAUGAUUUGUGAACAAUUUUUAUAAUAAAUGACCUUUGCCUGUUGAAUUAAACAAGAAAUUUCCAAUUGGAUUGGAAUUAUGGAUGAAAAAGUGAGUUUGCCUGACAAACCGAGCGAAGAUGUCACUCAAGCCUCUGGAGAUACUGCAGCAGCUAAAGAGGCUGCUGCGGGAGAUAAUGAAGCUUCAGAAAGUGGUGACGCCGGUGCGGAAGCAAUUGGUGACGCCACAGACUCCAGUAGUGACGUAAAAACGGAUAGUGAUGUAACAAAAAGUGCAACUGACCCUGGUGAUGGUGAUGGGGAGAGUGAGUUACAAAAUCAUGUUGACAAUGACGCGGCCACUGAGAACAGCAGUAGUGUUAAAAGUGAUAUUGGUGACAGUAACAUAGUAACAGACACAACUGAUGCUGACAGUCAGGAUACUAAGGAUGAAGUGGACUUAGCUGACAAAGUAUUAGAAGAAUCACAAGACAGUGAAUUGAAUGCAGACAUAGUUGGAAAAGUAAAAGAUGAAUUACCACAAGAAUCAACUUCACAAGAUGAGCCAAGUCAAGAGUCAACCAGUCAAGACAAUAGUGAAACAAAUAGUCAAGUAAAUCUUGAACCUACUGAAACAAGUCAGGAAAGCACAGAGGCAGCUACAGAAGAUAUACCUAUAAAACCUGAUGAAGAAGCUGAGAAAAAUGAAAGUUCAAUAAGUGUUGAAGAAAGCAGUGAAAGAGAGGCUGUUGAAAAAGAGGAGAAAUGUGAGGAGACAAAAGAAGAUGUAUUAGAUAAUGAUGACAAGAAAGACAAUGAUGAGGUUGGCAAGCCUGAGUUUGAGACUGCACCCAACGUUACUGUUGAUGAAUCACAGGAGGACCAUACACAGGCACUGGACCCCUUCGAUGCUUUGCUCAAAGACACAUCUGACUCUAGUCAAGCAAAUGAAACAAAGGAAAAGUCAGAUAUUGCUGUCACAGUUAAUAUAGAUGAUGAUGAUGAUGAUCAUAAUGCUGAUGAUCACCAUGGUGACGUUCAUGAAGAUGACGAGGACCAUCAUACCGAUCAUCCUGAUGAGGGAGGAGUGUCGGAGCUGGCAGAUGAGCCCGGGGCUGAUGAAGAAGUGUGUCUGCUGCCAGAUAUUGAACGGGAAAUAUCUGAAGCCGACAAGGCUGAAGCAGAGAAGGCUUUAGCUGAAAAGAGAAAGCAGGCAGAGGAAGCUGCAGCGGAGGCGGCAGCGAUAGCGGCUGUACCCAAGAAAGAAACUGAAGUAGAUGCUGAAGGAAGUAGAGAUGACCAUCUGAACAGCGAGGCCGUUGAAGAACACGCUGAAGCAGACGUAGCCAACGACGAGGCAUCGCAGGAAAAUGGCGGAGAGAAAGAAAAUGAAAAUGAACAUGAUGAAUCUGUGGAAAUUGACGAUAGUGAGACUGAAAUCCCACACAUUAUCCAGGAGAUCAGCCCGUUUGACAGCACCUGUACGCAGUGUAAGGCUGAACAGCCUUGCACCUACCGAUAUACUACCAAGGAGAAUGAAACUGCAUACUUAUGCUCAGAGGCAUGCGUCAAAGACUUCCAAACCGAACAUGCAGGGCAAUAUUCCAUCACACACAAGAAGUACUUAAUUGAAGAAAUUGCGCCUAAAAUCUUAACAUGCUCAGAAUGUGAAGAAAAAAAAACUUGUUACUUCUAUUACAAUUACGACGGCGAGGACACAAACUACUGCUCCAUGACCUGUCUCAACAGUAUGAUGGCUGAUGAAGCAGACAAAUACGUGUUCAAGAGACGAAGGAUAGUUGCAGAAGAAAUAGCGCCUAAAGACGCCGAGUGCUAUGUUUGCAAUGUUCACAAAAGCUGCUCAUACUCCCUGAAUAGGUAUGGUGAAAAUCUUCUAGUGUGUGAAAAUGCGUGCAUAAAAACCCUAAACGGCAAAGAAAACGGUAGAUAUAUGAUUAAAAAGAAGAGAACUCCAAGAAAACAACCAUCUACGCAGCCACAGAAUCCUCCUUUGCUUAAAUUAAAAGUUAUUAGUAAUGCAACAGACAAAUAUUUAGACGAAGCGUAUAAGAUACAAGCGAAGACGCCCGCGAUGGUGCAAGCUGCGCGGGAAGAGAGAGAACGGUCUUUUAUUCGGAAGUGUAACCAAUGCCAAAUUAUUCUUAACAUUGACGAAAAAUUAUUGACUUGGGAAACUAUGGACUUUUGUGGUGAAUUGUGUUUAGGACGGUAUCAGAACAAAAUUGGAGCUCGGUGCGCGAAUUGUAAGAACAAUGUGCAACACACUAGUUUAGGGAAAUAUUGCGUCCGAUUUGGUUUCGACAUCCGGCAAUUUUGUAACUGGUCAUGUUUAGAAGAGUUUAAGAAAGGGUUGAAGAUAUGUUGUUACUGUCAAAGAGAUAUAUCAGUGGGUCAUCAAGGUUUUCUGGCACCCGUCGGUGAUAAAGGACAGUUUAAAGACUUUUGUUCACAAGCUUGUAUGGAGAAAUUUGACCUGAUGAGCAAAAACCCGAUACCUCAACCAGUGUGGGCGAAGUGUGCAGUGUGUUCCUUAGAAAAAGCAACUUCGAUUGAAGUGGAAGUGAGUGAAGAAUUAUCACAAAGGUUGUGUUCAGAUCCCUGUUUCGCAGCAUUUAAAUUUGUAAACAAUAUCUUCCCAGAUCAAUGUCGUUGGUGCAAAAAAUACUUUGAAAGGAAGCAGAGUAAAUGUUUUACAAUCUACGAAGGUGUAAACGCCCACUGUUUCUGCUCAAAGUCAUGUAUGAAUGUUUAUAUCAGUAAUUCUAGGCAUAUAGUGCCUUGUAACUGGUGUAAGGUGAAGAAAUACAAUUUCGACAUGAUAAGGCGGGUCCAAACAAAUGGUCAGGCCAUUAUGGUGUGCUCACUCAACUGUUUGAAUCUCUACCAAGUUUCCGUUAAUGCUGUGUCUUCCAGAAGAACAAAAUGUGAUAUGUGCAAGAGAACAUCGUUAGCGCAGUACCACUUAACAAUGUCCGAUGCCACAGUGAGGAAUUUCUGUUCAUACCAGUGCGUCAUGACAUUCCAGGGUCAAUACUCAAAGCAUGCGCCUCCGUUAAUACCAGGCGAGGCCAUCGACCAACAGAAAGCGGUACCCACGGGAGCGCCCAGGCGGACGUACCCAGCUGCUAAUAAAGCUGUCAAAGGCCAGCAGCGGGCAGGCGGUAUGCCAGUGAUCUCAAACGUCCAAUCCUUAGCAGCUCCACCUCCGCUCAUGCCGUCUAUGACGCGACAGAAAUCCAAACGCUUACAACAACCCAUACCAGAGCCCGAGCCCCCCGCAGCGCCCAUUACACCCCCUCCCCCUCCCAAACCCCCUACCCCACCACCACCCCCACCUCCCAAAAUCUACAACCAUGUAAUAGUUAAAACUUUACCCCCACGAGAAAUAGCCAAUAAGGCAACUAUGACAAAGCCUAUGAUGGUAUCAAAAGGCGUGUCAUGUAGACCUCAUCCGUGCACAAAGGAAUGUCAGACGGAUCCUAGUUUAGAACGACGUGUACUUAUUCCUGUUCCCGUCCCUAUCUACGUCCCUGUACCUUGUGCUAUGUGGUCCCUUCCCUUCCCAGUUCCAGUCCCUAUUCCUAUACCUAUCCCAACACCAGUCUUUAUUCCUACAACUAGAAAUUCAGCUAAAGGUAUCAUGAAGGAGAUAAAUAAAAUCCACGAUAAGAUGCCGACAGAUCCGUUCGAAGCCGAAUUGCUGAUGAUGGCAGAAAUGGUGGCUGGUGACAAGAAAAAAGAUCAGAGUGACUCUGAUACUGAUGAUGAGAAUGAGGAAACCUUUAGUCCUGUGGCGGGUAUGGACGGUAACAAUGCCUUUGGCGAAGACAUGCUGCAGAUGGCAUUGAAAAUGGCGACGGAGUACGAAGAUCAACCUGUAGACCUUGAAUCUGCUAUGACGGCGAAUACUAUCACGCCCAGCUCUCAUCCUGGCAUGCCUGGUUUGGAGGGUGAGAGCAUGCACCAUCACCACAUGAUGGUGCUGGAGCAGCAGCGCGCGGUGGCGGCACUCCGCGCGUCGGCGGCGCCCCGCAAGCGCGCCCCCGCGCCCCCGCCCGCGGCGCGCCCCGCUCGCACGUCCAAGCGGCGCCGCGCCGAGCCGCCGCCCGCGCCGCUGCCCGACCCGCCGCGGGAGCCGGCCGAGAAACCCGACGCCAACAUGUGCCUCAAGUACACGUUCGGCGUCAACGCGUGGAAGCAGUGGGUGAUGACGAAGAACGCGGAGAUCGAGAAGAGCUCGAUACGACGGAAGCCGUUCAAGUCCGAGAUAUUGCAGCUCACGGCGGAUGAACUCAACUACUCGCUGUGUCUGUUUGUGAAGGAAGUGCGGAAACCAAACGGCAGCGAAUACGCCCCCGACACUAUUUAUUAUUUAGUUUUAGGUAUACAACAAUAUUUGUUCGAAAACGGUAGGAUAGACAAUAUAUUUACGGAUCCAUAUUACGAGAAAUUCACCGAUUGUUUAGACGAAGUCGCGAGGAAGUUCUCAGUUUUAUACAAUGACUCCCAAUACAUAGUCACUCGAGUGGAAGAGGAGCAUUUAUGGGAGAGUAAACAACUGGGCGCCCACUCCCCGCACGUCCUGCUCUCCACGCUAAUGUUCUUCAACACUAAACAUUUCAAUUUAGUGACUGUAGAGGAACAUAUGCAAUUAUCUUUCUCUCACAUAAUGAAGCAUUGGAAGAGGAAUCCUAACCAGCCAGGGCAGGCCAAGAUACCUGGCUCAAGGAAUGUUUUACUAAGAUUUUAUCCUCCACAAUCCGCCUUAGAAGCAAAUUCAAGAAAGAAAAAGGUGUACGAACAACAAGAAAAUGAAGAGAAUCCUUUGAGGUGUCCGGUCAAACUUUACGAGUUCUAUAUUUCUAAAUGUAUAUUUUCCAACAGUCCCGAGUCGGUGCGCACGCGCAACGACGUGUUUUACUUACAACCGGAGAGAUCCUGUGUACCAGACUCCCCAGUAUGGUACUCUACGCAAGCGUUGAGCAGACAAGCGCUGGCGAAGAUGCUGCAUCGCGUCAAGAUGGUUAAGGAGAUAAACAUCGCGUUACUCACCAGCUAAGAUUACAUCGCCAGUCUGCACACGGCUUGGAAACUAAUGCAGCGAUGCGGUACAAGUUACUGGCACACUCCUACAGACUACGUUCACCGGAGUACCGCGCGAGUGGGCUACAGGUGGCUCUCGCAACGUAUCUCCGACGUCAACCGAUCGCUUAUGAAAUCUGUUGUUGUGGUGUACAUGUACAUGUAUAUUUUUUCUACUUUGUAUAUCAGUCUGCGUAACGGACGACGAACAUUAAUUAGUUUAUAUAAGAUUACGUUUUUAUAAUGUUACAAUGUUUUAGUCGUAAGUUCUGUGCGGGACUGUUUGUGUAUGUACAGAUAAUGGUACUAAUUGUACCAUUCAAUUCACAUAUUAUUUAUCAUUAUUAUCUAAUUCCUUGGUCUAUCAUUUAUAAAACAUGUGAUUAAUUCGAAUCAUUAGAAAUUUUGUAAAUACACCAAGCGAAACAAGAAUAAUUUCAUUUUGUUUCGGAAUUGUGUGAUACAUUCUCAUUAAAAUAAUUAUUGGCGACUUGGGUUGUAUGUUCCUCAGUGCCAGGAUAUAAAGAUUUUAUGUUUGCCCAUGUGUAAAAUUUGAAUAUUAAUAAUAUAAGAUAGACAUAAGUUAUAAAAUUCCAAGUUUUUAGUGGCAAAUCCACUCCUGUGUAAUAGUAGUACCUAUUCAUUUUAUAAAUUGAGAAAAGUAUAUAAUAUCUCAGAUAGAAAUUUUUAUUGAAAAUAAUUAUAGCUUAGCAAAAGAGUCAGAUUCGUAUUAUAUUUUAAGUAUAAUGGCGUCAGAUAUAAGGUUUAGGAUUAACGCUGUGUAAAAAAGAAUACUGAUUCUCUAAAACUAAGUGUUUUAUUUUAUAUCCUAGACUAGACACUGGUGUGGAUAACGAAGUCCUUAGG